This is a messenger RNA of Lineus longissimus, 13854 nucleotides long. RefSeq names its product diacylglycerol kinase beta-like. Gene Ontology annotation, biological process: diacylglycerol metabolic process; intracellular signal transduction; lipid phosphorylation. Bases 922 to 3687 code for a protein of 921 amino acids. The record is from RefSeq and is a predicted model, not a curated record. Lineage: Eukaryota; Metazoa; Nemertea; Pilidiophora; Heteronemertea; Lineidae. Gene Ontology annotation, molecular function: calcium ion binding; ATP-dependent diacylglycerol kinase activity. The transcript is spliced from 24 exons. Gene Ontology annotation, cellular component: plasma membrane.
AGUGCUAUUAGCGGUAGUAUGUACACAGCCUCUCUCCGACGUCUACAUGAAUAGCGAGCGCUGGUUACCAGCUGCUCCGGUACCAUUGCUAUGGCAUUGAUUCCACAGGUUACAUCAAUACCGGAAUAAACGAUGGGAGGAUGUGUGCGAAUGCAAUGUGGAUAAACCUGUGAUACAACAUUACUCCUGCCUACAUUUUAUUGGAUUUUCCCCGUUUGGACCCUGUAUCGCAACGGUGGCACAGAGGAGCGUAGGCCCUAACAUGCCGUUAACGUAAACGUAGAUAUCAUCAACUUGUGCUGUCGUGUGGUUCCUUGUGCUUGUACUUGACUGGAAUACAGGAUGUUGCGAGUUGGAAAUGAAGACAAAUUUGGUUUUGAAAUCUGAUGCAUUUUUGUUUUCACCCUGAAUAUUAGCGUUAUGAAAUACAUUUGUUGUUGGGUAGUCCUCAAAUCGAGAAUGUCUUGUGGUUGCGUUAGAUUCAUAACUGGAUUUUGAGGAUUCUUGGAUAUGAAAAUGAAAUGUUGUUAAAACUGUGAUGCAAUGGGACUGGAGCCAUUAUACAUUCCAACAUUUAACCCGGUAGAUAAUUUAAGACCGGACCCUAGACCAUCUUUGAUCGUUGUCAUGAUGUACACGUAGAGCGAUUACAAUAUAGCGUGUGGUUGUACUAUCUUACGUCUGGAAGAGUCUGAAUAGAUGUAAACAUGGUAAAAAAAAGAUUGGACGAGAAGUGGGUGAUUGUGUGAUAUACUAUCAAUGGAAAAUCAAAGAUGUAUUCAAAAUAUUCCCACGGUUCGACAAGGACUUUACGGAUUAAACUAACACAUCGGACAUUAUAGUACGCAUCAUUUCCCGUGGACAUGGUCAGCACUGGCCAGUCGGAUUAACUCAAAUUCUCCCGAAGUAUAGAAGCAAACUAUGUUUAACAUGUUGAAGCCAGUUGAAUUCAAUAGACUUCAGGAGUACACUUCUUAUUCUAACAAAGCGCUCAAAGACGUGCUGGAGGAGUUCCACGGCGAUGGAGUCCUCUCUAAAUACAACCCAGAGGAAUGCCCCGACCAUCGGCUUCGGCGAGAAAUGUCGACCGUGGAAAGAUUAAAACUAAUUAACAAGCCAAUCGACUAUGAGGGUUUCAAGCUCUUUAUGAUGACCUACCUCGAGGCGGAGAUACCCGAGGACCUCAGUCAACACUUGUUCGGCUCCUUCAUGAAGAAACCAAACAAACCCCUGGCGCCACCUAUGGGUAAGGACUUUAAUGUCAAAGACGUCGCUGCUCAGGCCUCACAAACGCUUUGUGCACCGAUCACGCACCAGAAUGCAGAAAUAGCGGAUAAGUGUGAGCGGCAUCAUGGUAUAGCAGAGAAGAUCCAUGGCCUGUCGGAGAAGUUACAUGGCCUCGGUCACGUUCGCCAUGACAGUGGUAGUGGUGGCCGCACAGGUGGCGAUGUCACGCCGGAUGCUUCCAACCACUCGCGGUCCUCGUCCAAGAAGUCGAGUCAUAGUGUACACAGCGUGCACAACGGAAAUCGCAUUGAUGCCAAUGACCCCUGGAUCCGGCAGUCGAACUCAUCGUUACUCAAGAUAACGCAGACAGACUCCGCUGGCCUGCGCCAGAUGGGCAUCACACAGGGGAGCAUCUUCCUCAAGGACCUCGUCUGUUAUCUCUCCAUGUUGGAGGCGGGAAAACCCGAGGAUAAGUUAGAGUUUAUGUUCGAGCUGUACGAUACCGACGGGAAUGGUUUCUUAGACUCAAGUGAGAUUGACUGCAUUAUCAACCAAAUGAUGACGGUGGCAGAAUAUCUAGGUUGGGAUGUCUCAGAACUCAGACCGAUCUUGCAAGACAUGAUGCAGGAGAUCGACUAUGACAGUGAUGGUACCGUGUCGUUAGAGGAGUGGAAGCGGGGUGGUCUGACAACGAUACCCCUGCUCGUCUUACUUGGAAUAGAUACAAAUGUGAAAGAUGAUGGUACCCACGUUUGGAGAUUGAAACACUUCAACAAGCCGGCCUAUUGCAAUCUCUGUUUAAAUCUUCUAGUUGGGCUCGGAAAACAAGGCCUUAGUUGUACUUGUAUAUGUUGUCCCGCCGAGGCGAUGGAGUGUAUUAUUUGUAAAUAUACAGUCCAUGAACGAUGUGUACAAAGAGCCCCGGCCUCCUGUAUUACUACCUACACAAAGUCUAAAAAGACAUCAAAUUUACCCAUGAAUCACCACUGGGUCGAAGGCAACUGCCCGGGGAAGUGUGACAAGUGCAAGAAAUCCAUCAAAACAUAUAAUGGUGUGACGGGGCUGCAUUGUCGAUGGUGCCAAAUUACUCUCCACAACAAGUGUGCCUCACAGGUCCGACCGGAGUGCGACUUUGGCAAACUCAGGGAAUAUGUGCUGCCCCCUACAGCCAUCUUUCCAGCAGUAUUAGAGCGGCAAAGAACGAUUGGUUCUAGUACCAGUAGCGGAGGCAAGAAGGGACUUGACCGGAGUAAUUCACAAUCGCUUGAUGCGUUAGAUACAGUAGACGACGGCACGCUACAGGGCUCGAGUUCGCUACAAAGUUCAUUCCAAAUUGCGGUCAACCCUGGUAAUACGCCACUUCUAGUAUUCAUUAAUCCAAAGAGUGGAGGCAAGCAGGGAUCGAGAAUUCUCAGAAAAUUUCAGUAUUUAUUAAAUCCACGGCAAGUCUAUGACUUGAUUCGCCAAGGUGGGCCUCUGGAAGGUCUGCAGUUUUUCAAGGAUGUGCCUGACUUUCGAAUUUUAUGUUGUGGGGGCGAUGGAACCGUCGGCUGGUUACUUGAGGCUAUGGACAAAGUGAACUUUGACAAUCGGCCACCAGUAGCAAUCCUUCCGUUAGGAACAGGGAAUGAUCUUGCGCGCUGUUUACGCUGGGGUGGAGGAUACGAAGGUGAAAAACUUACAAAAGUUGUGGACAAAAUUGCACGAAGCAGCGUGGUGAUGAUGGAUCGGUGGCAGAUCGAAUUCAGUCCUCCCGACGAAGGCGAGGAGGACCCCACCGACCAAAUCCCCUGUAACAUCAUCAAUAACUACUUCUCAAUCGGGGUCGACGCGUCAAUCGCGCAUCGGUUCCAUAUGAUGAGAGAGAAACAUCCCGAGAAAUUUAACAGCAGGAUCAAGAACAAAGCAUGGUACUUUGAGUUCGGUGCAACAGAAAAUUUCUUCGCAACAUGCAAAAACCUUCACGAGAAGCUCGACAUCAUGUGUGACGGUUGCUCACUCGACCUCGCAAAUGGACCGACGCUCGAGGGCAUUGCGAUACUCAAUAUUCCGAGCAUUUACGGCGGGUCGAAUCUCUGGGGUGAAAACCCGAGUCAAAAGACACGCAGGAAAAUCACUCGACGGGAAAAGGAGAAAGAAUACUCAACAAGCAGCAUAUCAUCGAUGGAUCUGAAUCUCGCUAUCCAAGAUGUUGGUGACAAAUUGAUAGAGGUAGUUGGCCUUGAGAACACUAUGCAUGUGACGAAAGUCAAGUCACUGAAGGCUACAGGGAAACGACUGGCACAGUGCUCAUCUGUAGUCAUUAGGACCCGGAAGAGAUUCCCGAUGCAGAUAGAUGGAGAGCCAUGGAUGCAGCCACCAUGUACAAUCUCUGUCACACACAAGAAUCAAGUACCAAUGGUUAUGGGCCCAACAUCCAGCAAAAAGAGUUCAAUGCUAAAAUUCUUUUCAAAACGAUGAUAGUAUUCUUAUUUUGCUUUCAUAAUGGUGUGAAGUGUUGAUGUGCGGAUGCGAACGUGAGCAUCUUAACCAGCUAAUAAUCAAACAACAGCCCUAACUCAACACAAACAAGCUGAAACAUGACGGAAAUACCGUCUCGGCAUAAUCCGGAUGCGACCCAAGUGACGGAAAACCCAUCUGUGGAAAAUCUGGGUUUGACUUGUUGUGGAUAAUACCUUAGGAGCUGUCCAAGAGUACGCAUGAUAUGUUCACAUGUAGUUUUAGGAGACUUUGGGUUUUCACAAACGACAAUGUCUGUUUUUAGGAUAAAAUCUGGAUAUUCACAUGUCUUUAGGAUAAUAGGAAUAUCACCUAUGUUCACAAAAGAUCAGAUCAGAUCAGAAUAUUUUGAAAAUUUUUGCACUUAUUUCUCCAAAAUGAUGUGCUUCACUUAGUUAUGGGUGCUCAAGUUAGGCAGUUUUAGGACAUUUCUUAAACUUCAUGGAUGCGUCUCGUUUUGUGCCCUGUUGGACAGAGGGUGUUUGGGUGGCAAUUUGAUGCUUCCAAAAUAUCAGCAUGACAACAAAUGCCAGUAAAGUCAGUCCAGCUCACAAUGGAAAUCUUGUCCCAAAGUGUUCCAGGAGGAGAAGAAAUUUAGCUUGACUUUGAUCGUUCAGAAGUUUCUCUCACAUGCCAAUGUCUAGAUCAGUCAGCUUUAUUCCUAUGUAAUGGUGAAUCUGAAGGUUAAUUGAUUGAUGUUCAGCUCUUAAAAAAACACAGUCGUGACUGUGUGACAAAGGCCAAUUGUUAAAUUGGCAGUUUCGUUACCAAUUUCAACACUUGAUGGCACUUAUCGAGAAUUUGGCAUCACCCUCUCUCCUCAGAUGGCUGGCUUCACCUGAGCUUCUUUUUAAGCCACUGUUAAAUUGUACAGAUUCACUGUUGCCAACAUUUAUAAAAUAUCACCAAAGCUCAGUUUAAGACAUUAAACUUUCGUGUGGCUCAAUAUGAAAUUUCCGUCAGCAAAAUGGCUCUCAUUUAAUCUAUUUCAUUUCUGUACACAUGGCACCAUGUUUCAUACCCUGUGGGCUCAAAAAUUAUGUUAAACUGGUCCUGAUCAAGGUAACAUUAGAGUUGAGUAGUUCCGCUGCUUCAACAAUGUUCAUAUGUGUGUUCCUUGGGGACAGGCCCUUGUAGGUCAAAACAAAUGUAAAUCAAGUACGAGGGCUAUAAAAAUCUGAACAUUACUUGUUACCUUAGCGUCGUUGGUGACAACAUCAUGUCGAUCCCUUGCCGUUAAUCUUGACUCUCAGAGAUUAAAAUAACUUCUUCAUUUUAAUGGUGCACAAUAUUCGAAAUUGACACCAUUUUUGCAAUCGGUUCUGGGAAUGUUGCAAUUUGAUUGAACUUGACGAACCCGAGUGAUUUUGAUUGGUUGUGAAUACUCUGACGUGAACACCUGCCGCACACAGGCGAUUAAAAUCGUUACGAUUAUAGUUGCAGCGAGUGAAUGGUGACGUUUUUUAAAUAGAGGAAAUUUUAGUUGUUCCAAAAAGGAAAUUUUGGCCGCCUCAAUGAUUGUAACCUGUGCUAUCGUCUGUGUGUGGUGGCGCUAUCGUCUGUGUGUGGUGGCAGGUAGAGAAAUUUUCAAUUGUUUUUUUCUGAUUGCAAUACUCAACGCAUUAAAGUAUGACAUUUUCUUGGUAUCUAGGGCUUUAGUUUUAAUAGUUUCGAUUUUCAAACUUCAUGCAAGAGAUUUCUCAACAGCCUUGUGUGAUGCUUCGCUUUGCUUUGCCUUUGGGUAUGCCAUUUUGCUGAUGAAAAGGAUGAUAAAAAGGUUGACUCCUCUGUAGCUGACUUUGCCCUGUGCGGCAACCAUAAUGACAGACCAAUGACAUACUAAACAUCUGAAAUUCAGAGUUUUGGAAUUUUUGAUGAUGUGUGGGGUUUUCGCAGACCACCACACUCGUGUAUCUUGAACAAACUGCAUCUUUGAUCAAACAUUCUGAGAACAAAGGAUUUUAUAUCGCCAAUAAAAUCAGACAAAAGUAAAGAAAAACCGUGAUUAUAUUAAAACAUGACGUAUGAUUUCAGGCCUUGUGGGGUCAUGAUCUUUAUUGAAGUUUGAAUUUUACAAUAUCUUUUACUGAAUUUUACUCUGUGAUAUCAUUAGUGGGAUGUUUUUACGAAAGUUUUAUCAAAAAAUACAGUGUUAUCUUGUGAGCAGAAAUUAGGUCUUACAAAAUUUCAAGAAAAAAUGUAAAAAUCAUGUAAAAACUGCAAACAGGGCAAAACUAUUGGAUCAAAAGAAAUCGUUAUUGCAAUAAAAGAAAGGAAGUCAGUCGCAAGUGCUUCGAAAAGUCCUCUGCUAGUGCAUUAUUUUUCAUUUUUUUCAGUCUGAGAAAUCUCCUUCAAGCUUUAAAAUAUGAUAAUAAGCCUUCUGUUUCUUGAAAUCCUCUCUAUGUACAUCUGACUGUGCAUCGAUGUAUAGGUUGAAUCAGUAGAGUUGGGGUGAAACCGUCUGACUCUGUGUACGUGUAUGCCUGUCAUUAAAGAUGAACUGCUUCCUAGUAGGCACUCAUCACGUUAGGAAAGCGGUUUAGCUUUAUAUUUCAAAUAAACACAGCAUAUAAAGAGGGUUAAUUGUCAAUAUUUGUAAGUAUUGUGUAUAUCAUUAUUGAUCAGAUUCCACUAUUUACAUAAAGUGUACAUUGUUAUUAUCUUUAAAUGUUACAAUUAAAUAUUGUAUUGUUGGCCUUAAGAUGCACUGGGUUCUUGUCAGGCUGACGGCGUUCUUUCGUCCCUGUGGUGUAAUAUUGAUUAAAUUAUCAUAUUUAUGAUUAGAAUCAUGGGAUACUAUUCUAAAUAAUUGGGACGCUGCUGGGGAAUUAAUCGAUUCCCUAGUUCUGUGGUUAGCUAGUUAAUUACAUUGUUGAUAAUUAAAAAAAUUAUUAGAAAUCAUGCUUUGUGGUCUCAGGCUUGGAGAUUAUAAAAUAGAAGGCCCUGGUGGGUCAAGUGAUUUUCCUGGACAACUGCCAUCUCAUAGUGACAAUUUGCAAAUAAUUGAAUUUGAUUUCGGACAAUGGUAAACCUAAUUAACCAUAAAACUAGGUAAUUAACUAUUUAGUGACUAGCUAUUAUAGAUGAUGCAUCUUGAAAUAUUCAUACUAGUCAAAGACAUGUAAUUUCUAUGAUGAUCAGAAAAUAGUUAACUUUUUAAAUUUAGGUAAAAAAUGAAAUUUGUACAUUAAAAACUGGGAACUUAGCUUUAGGGUUGCUAUUGCAUAAUUCUCUUGUAUUUUCUCAAUUGCUAAAACUUCAGGGAUAUUUUGAACUUCGACCUUUGACCUUUGGUGUAGGUUGUCUAUGGUAUUAGGUAUGGUGCCCUCUAUUGCAUGAUGUAGUUACCAUGACAGAGAGAUCUCUGACCUUGACAUUACCGGUACCAGCAGUACAUUUUAACCAUGACCUUAACCUUUGCUAUCAUCAGCCUUUGACCUCUGUAGGCCUAUGAUUAGACUUCAGUCAUAAUAGAAUGGGAUGUGUUAUCCUUUCAUACACUUCGAAAUAUCAUCCUUCAUGUGAUCUUGAACUUUAACCUAUGAUGUUAGUGUCACCUUCUAUGAUCUGGCCUUGAACUCUGACCUAGAAAUCGUCUCAUGACUCACUUUCUUCCCAUGCACCAGAGAUUUCUAAAGUGCUCCUACACAUAUACAUAGGGUCUUCUCUAGUUCGUGACAACACAGCCCCUGCUAUUUCCUAAAAAAUCUUUGCACCACCCUACUCUGUAGCGCCACCUAUUGACAAGUGUGAGAGUGACGUUUUUGAAAUAUUCCGAGCCUCAAGGGUUAAUCUUGUAUUAAUACUGUAUUGAAAUGUGUCGAUUUUUAUACAUCGGUUGUACAAUCAUGUGUAAAUAGGUAGUUAUCUGUAGUGUGUUCCAAUACGGUCUUGAAUAUCUUGUACAUUUGCUAACAGGAACUAUUGAAUUUAUACUUGUGAUUUUUUCUUCCUGAGAUGAGGUGGAUUUAAUUUUUUCUCAAAAUUUGUUUGGGUGCUCUCAGUCCUUUAAAUUGAGGGGUGAAGCAGCGUGAAAUCAGGCCCUGAACGGACGGGCCUUUUCAUGUUUAAUGACUGAGCAGAGCCACAGAGUAAUAUUCAAGUAGGCUAACAAUAUCAUAUUUUUGUACGGGACAAAUGCCGGCCAACAAUUUUGGCCUUAAUGUUUUGUUCUCUCCCCACCCCUUAAACAUGUUCCCCUUCCAUGUAGUACUUUUUUACCUUGGGAAUUUUUAGUAGUUUGUGGGAGUUGUUCAUCAAAUUAGUGUAGGCCUACAAAUAGCCAUCUGAACAGUUUGUACAAAAAUUUAUUCAUCGUCCAAGACUAUCCCAGCAGCCACGUCCUGUUAUUCAGUCAGUCAUAUACUUCCUUUCAAAGAGCAUUUAGCAAUGGUUUAUGUGCCUUUCAAGCCCUCACAACUAAAAUUCUGGUGGCAUCAAUGCUAAGAUGAUUACAUCUAUUUUAGGGGAGCUCUGUACAUUAUCCUUUCCCCUUGGACUACACUUUUUUUACACCCCUUGUUGUCCAUUUCACCUCCCAUUUCCUUGGGUCCUGUGCACCCGGCCCUCUAGGUGCAUCAUGGUAGAGGUGAUAAAGAGAGGUUACGUACCGUCCCGGCCAUUCUAACGCCUCUCCUACGAGUUGAAGUCUGAUUAAUUUUCAGAACUUGUGUUGUAAGAAAGAAGGUUAUGGCCAACUUUUGAGCGCUAGAGUGAAGCAACUUGAUGCACUUAGUACAAGUCUGAGGUCACCGGAACAUCAAGGCUGUGGAGUCAUUUUCACUCCCAAACUCACAGAGGAUCUAAAACCCCUUUGUAAUGGAUGACAUCUAUCGUAGGGAGGGAAUUCCAGCAUUCGGAGGUGGAGUUGGGGUCGGGGUGGGCAACCUCUAUACUCAAGCGUACUGAGGAUCCAAGCAACACUCGCGUUGUAUCGACACUAGAUUGUUGUGCUACUCCCUCUAUCUGACAACUUUUGAACUACAGGACAUUGACUGUCCUAUGCUCACUCUGUAGCAGUAUUAACUAUAUAUGUAUAUACGCAUAUAUAUUCUGUCCAAGUAUGAGAGGUACUUUUGAUAUGUGUUUUGAGUAUGAAAAGCCUAAAUAGGAAUGUGUGAGUUGAACUUUAAGUAACUUCAGUUGUCCUAUCAAAAUACAAUAGUUCUGCAAUUGGUCUACUAAAUAGCAUUGUGUAAAUGUAGACCGAUAUGUUUCAUCUAUCCAGGUUCGUUAGUUUAGAAUUUUGAAUUACAAAUUUAAUUUGAGAAUUUUUUAUCAUUCAAAUAACAGUGCUGUUAUACAGAUCACAACGUUGUUAAAGUAUAUUCGUAUUGCACUGGUGUGUCUCAUUUGAUACUCGACUAUGGCCAUGUUUAUCUCGAAUAACCAGCAUAGCAAUGUAAACAUCUUCCAUGAACGUACUACGCCUUUAAAGUUUUGUCUUUAUUUUUCUCUUUCUCUGAUUAACUUUCCCUUGCUUGUUUUGAAGGAGUAGACUUGGAGUCAAAAUAAGAUGGCCUUCUGAAAUUAAUCAUGUAGAGAAAUUCGACUAUAGCCGGUUCAUAAAUAAUUCGUCCGUACCAUUUGGGACUCUGGAGCUGGGCCUAAAAUUACGAUGAGAAAAUAUUUACAAAUUGAGUUCAGGCCUACAUGUAGAAUCAGUGUGUAAGAUUGGUAUGAAAAACAACCAAAAUCAUUUUCAAAGGUGAAAAGCAUAUGAAAAUUAUGAGGUGCUGUGGUGAUCGAGUCUGUAGGCCUUGCUUUGAAAAGUGUGAUUAUAAGGAGGAAAUAAAAUGUGUGAAAGGCCCAAGUGUAGGCCUCUCAGUUGUCUUGAUGACAUUGGGUAUAUGUAUAUUGUGUGAGUCUUGUUCGUGAUAAAAACCUAUUAUGCGGCAUUUGAACAUUUUAUCGUGCAUUUUGAAUGCAUAUUCCCGAGCAGCGUCUCAUUUGCAUAUUUUUGACAUUUCACACUCUUUAAUGUCUCCGGGUUUUCAGAAUGUAUAGUUUCUCCCUCUGUAUUGAGUGUAAAUUUCUUUGUAAAUGUAAACUAUUUUCUUCUGUAAGUGUAUUAUAAAUGAUGUCUGUACAUUGUUAGUGAGCUCGGUGAAAAGGUUGUCUGAGGUUUGUUUGGACUAAUUGGUGACCAAAUCUAAAAAUUUAUUCACAUCGUUAGCCACUGCAAAGGCUUUAUUUCAAGGGCUUUUACAGGAGUGUGCAAAUGACUGGGAUACUAUGGAAUCUGAAAAUUCAAACUAGAAAAAAAUACAUAGUGACAAUGUCCAAUUCAGUUUUGCAACCCUUGGACAACUUAUUGCACCCAGUGCAUUUCAGUCUGUAAAUAUACAACAAUAAAUGUAUAUUUUCUCCUGUACAUGUAUUUUUUUCUGUAAAUGUAAAUUUUCAUCUGUAAAUGUAGGUUUUUUCUUCUGUAAAUGCUUUAGGACAUCUCUUCUUGUUAAAAAUGCCUUUUGGGCAGAACUGGCCUGGGGGUAUUUGAAGAAAAUGUGUGCAUCUUGGCCAGUGAUGCAAAUAAGGUCACUCGUGUUACUUUAUAUGCAACUCACAAAAUUGCCUUGGACUUAACCCUGAAAGGUCUUGAGGUGUUUGAUUAUGAAAAAUAUUCUGAACUAGACUCUUUCCUCCAAAUAUUGAAAUUCAUGGUACAACCAAAAGCAUAUCUCAAAACCUUAAAAAUGAAUUCUAACACACAUUGUGGGGUUUCCAUUUUAUUUUAAAGUCUAAUUUUAGCCGUAUUUUGAUCACAGGGCUUAAAGGGUUCAGUGAAAAACAGAUUAAAUCAGUCAGCUUUUGUAUGUUUUAUUGUAAAUUCACCCAACUUCACUUAGCUAUCACCCCUCACGAGGAAAAUAUAGAACACUCCGUUACUGCACGUGUAAAGUCUUUUAGCUUUCUCUAUUUAUGCCUAAAAGGUGUGAUAGACUACUUAGCAUCAUUCUACUGCUUGAACUAUUUUGCCACUAAAGCUAUAUUUUUGAAACGGGAAAGUUAUCUGCUUUGUAUAAAACCCCAAAUUGGUGUGCCAGUAGGUUGACAUUGUGAAAUUAUCCCCUACAGAAUCCCAGAGGCCGUAAAAGAUUUUUCUUGAAAACUGCUGCAGCAUAAAAAAUAAGGAAGUUUCGUGUCAGAAUCGAUUGCGUUCCGAGUCUUAACACUUCUCUGUCUUAAUCCCCAAUCAUGUGUUUUUCUGUAGCAGUCUAGUGUUUCUACCCUCUAGGCAUUGAAGACCUAUUAUAAUCUCAAUGACACUUCUUCUACUAACAGUAUUAUCGGUCAUUGUUCUAACUGUGCCAUUAUAGUGUUUGAUGUGAACAUUUUAUGUUUUCCAGUUGUAAGCCCAAAUUUAAUUCAACUGUAACCUUUAGUUUGGAUUUGGUAUGGCCUCCGAUACUUCUCUUAAAGUAAGUUCCCAUGUAGACGUUAAAUAGCCUUCUCACCUAGAAGUGAAUACGUGGUUACUCUUAACAAGGAUACAGUAGUAUCUUCAAAGCUUGUGUAGGAGCAUGUUUUGGCAUUGGGAAAGGCCCAUUGACACUUCUGGCAGUUUGCAGUUUGAAUUCCAAUAUCAAACAGCCAGUCUUGACGUCAUUUCGACAUCAUGACGUCUUCACGAAGUGUUAGGCUGCCUGGAUCUAUGGCCUACCACACCAAAGUCAGGAGGAUUUGCCUAUUCAGCAGUUUCAAAACUCGGCUCAACAGUCUAGCAACAUUUCGUCAGUCACCCGCUAUAGUUUCUUUACUUUCAUCUUUCUAUGGUAUGUGAAUGUACAGUCUUGGGCCUAGUAACUUGUCCCCACGCUGUAUAGUGAGUAAGAAACUCAUGUAAAUUUGUAUUAAUUGGAAUGAUCGAUGUGUGCUUUUUGCAUGUAAAUCAACAAACUUCACAUUGAAUUGUAUAUCAGAUUGUUCAUAUCUGACUUGGUGACCAAUCCUGCGGUCUUGUUCUACCUCCAUCUUGGGUUACUUCCCUCUAAGGGGUUUGCCGCGUGUCAAUAAGGUGGGCGCCAGUUCAGCUAAAUUGAUCUGAAGUGAAUUGGUCCGAGCCUUUGGUCACUGACUCAUUUAUGACUAACUCAUCAUCUGACUCUAUUCAUUUCUAUCACCAUGUGCAAUGAACGUCUAAAUCUGGUGUUAAUCAGUUCCUGUUGCUUGAUACGUGUCGAAAUGUCUGUUUAGAUUUUUUAUGUGUACAUAUAAUGUCUUAAUCAACGCAUGAUAACUUUCCAGCCACUAGCUGUUUAUCUUUUGCCCUAGGAUUCUGGAUACCUAGAUGUAGAGUCUGGGCAGAUUAUGCUAUAGUUAUACAUGUAGCUUAUCUAACGAUCUCUAGAGGCAGAAUGGGGUGUUUGUGCAGUGCGGAGACCCCCAGAUAUACGUAGUUUGACCUCUGUGAAUAAACCAAUGACAAAAAUUCUAUCAUUUUUAUCCAAAUUAUUGUAUGGAAUCAGUAUGUGUCUAUUAAAUAAUAUAGAAAUAAUUAUUCAAAAAAUAUAUAUGUAUAAAUAUUUAAGCUAUUUAUACGUAUGUAUCAUAUAAAUAUAUAAAUAUAUAUUAUAAAGAAAUAUAUUGAAACUCAGAGCUAUUUUUGUUCAAAUUGGAACAUGUCGUGAAAAUGUUUCAUACGUUGACACCAUCUAUUACGAGAGAGCUCAAGCAGUUUUAAUUUUUUUAUUCCUCAUGGAGUAGAGUUUUCUAGUCCCUUCGAGAUCGAACCCUGUACUCUGUGAGAUGUGCCUUUACCUGGCUCGGUAACAUAAAAAUAUAUACCAUGUAUGAUACUCUGUGCAGGCACAUCUAAAUCUAUUUGCAGGAAAUUAGACAAAACUUCGCUGGGAAUUAUCAUCUACAGGAGCUAACACUAUGCCUCAUAAUUCAAAGUGCAGAGAAAGCUUGUGAGUAAACUUUGACAAUUACAAAGGUUACUAAUCUUGACUUCAAAACAAAACCAGGUUUUUACAGCGUUUUGGUACCAGUUAACUCAAAAACACUAAAUUUCUGGACUCGGACUAUCAGACACUUUGAAAAUGUCAAGUAAGGUGUCUGCUUCUGUAUAAGAAUUCCAUACACUAGUCUUGAUUAAUUCUUGUUACAAUGUGUUACCACAAUUUAGAAAUUUGACCGUUUUGUAAGACACACUACGCACCUCUUUUCACAGAGCACAGUCCCUCAUCCUCCUUUUCAAUAAACAUUGUUUAAUCUCUCACUAACUUCUCGAUUUCAAACCUAAGCAUUCCUACAUUUUGUAAGUAGAAUAGGCCAACAACACGAUCGAUGUGAUGGAUUAACCGAAGAGUGAUGUGAACAAAUGGAAUUGAAUACAAAGACAGGGACAUUUCACAAGAUUUAAAAACUUUUCUUCUAUUUUCAAGACAUUCUAUUGGUCAUUUGACCAUUCGUUAGGUCUCAGAUUUUGGAUUAUUUGCUUGAGAUUGUAGGACAUCUACAAAGUAAAAAAUCAUUUUCUGAGACUAAAUCACAAUUGCUGUAAAAAUGAAUGAAACAAUAUUGAAAAUUUUUAUAGAUUCUCCAUCAAAACUCCUGUCUUUGGACGAUUAUCAUUGCAUACUUACUGAAAGGGUUAAUCCUUCGAAUUUUCUACCACAGUCAACUGCAGCUCCAAAUCAUUUAGGUGUCCACUAACCUCGUGCCCAGGAUGAAAGAAUUACUGGGGGCGAGGUUCGCAUGUUUAACCGUUCCACCAUUGCAUUGCUUCGUCAUAAGGACAUCAAUUUUACAAAUUGUUGGAGAUAGUUGGCCUGGUUAUCAAUGUCACAGGUCCUAAUUUCAUUUCAUUAUAUUCCAAAGCAACAAAUGUAAGAAUUCAUAAAAAUGUUUCUCUUGUAAAUUUGUGCAUAUAUGCUUAUAUUCUUGCACCAAAAUUAUUAAACACCCUGGUUGCCAUGGGUUAUUCCCUAGCAACAGCGGUUGCUAUGGUAAUGAUCCCUGGUUACUGGUUGCUUUGUCAUGUUACUGCUAGGUCCUUAUGCAGGCAAUGGAUUCAUCAAAUGCUGUGUGUUACAUGAAAAUUGUAAAAAUUUCAUAAUUAGCCUUUUAUUGUAAAAUCUGAACUUUCAAUCCUCGAAUAAAAGAAUCACAGUUAAAAAACAA